This is a messenger RNA of Westerdykella ornata, 1644 nucleotides long. Its product is annotated as S-adenosyl-L-methionine-dependent methyltransferase. Bases 1 to 1239 code for a protein of 412 amino acids. Gene Ontology annotation, molecular function: methyltransferase activity. Lineage: Eukaryota; Fungi; Ascomycota; Dothideomycetes; Pleosporales; Sporormiaceae. The transcript has 6 exons. The record is from RefSeq and is a predicted model, not a curated record.
AUGAAGAUUGACCCCUCUCCCUCUCCUUGCACUGCCCUUGGCUGCGCUCCCUGCGCGGCGGUCCCCUCCCGAGCACACGGAGCUAUCCGCCGCCGUAUCCUGCGCUCCAGCGCAUCAUCGCGUCGCUCACCGACGGCCAUUCCUCCGCGUCGCCUGCAUUUCUUCAGCCGCGACGGGAAGAUACAGCUCGUCGAGGCUCGCAUCGCAGUCGCCGACAUGCUCCCCGCCGACAAUGUCUCGCAGCCCGCGGGCGAUCCGCCGCACGACGACGAGCCGCAACAUGUCCAAGACGACGCUGUAUCCGACUCCGGCUUCGACAGCGGCAGCUUGCUAGGAGAUGAUACAGACACGCUCGCCUCAUCCAUUAUGCACUACCGAAUGGAAAAUGGCAGGCAGUACCACGCCUACAGAGAUGGCGCAUACUGGGGUCCCAAUGACGAGAUGGCGAAAGAGAUUCUCGAUUUCGCCCAUCACAUGUACCUCCUCACCCUGGACCGCAAGUUGCAUCUCGCUCCCAUCAAGAACCCUCAAAUGAUCCUCGAUGUAGGAACAGGCACCGGUAUCUGGGCCAUCGACAUGGCGGAUCAGUAUCCCGAAGCGAACGUCAUUGGCACAGACCUCUCCCCGAUCCAACCAGAAUGGGUCCCCCCGAAUUGCCGCUUCGAAAUCGACGAUGUGACCCUUGAUUGGACUUUCCCCGAGAACUACUUUGACUUCAUCCACAUCCGCGAGCUCUUCGGCUGUGUACCCGACUGGGACGUCUUCUUCGAACAAGCCUACACACAUACGAAACCGGGUGGCUGGGUCGAGAUCGUCGAGCACUCGGUUCAUCCCAUCUCCGACGACGGCACCAUGGGUCCAGACCACUUCUACAACCUCUGGGGGAGGACAGUCAUCGAGCUGGGCGAGAAGUGGGGCAAAGGCUUCACCAUCUGGGAGGAAAGCGAGGAGCGCAUGCUGAAGGCCGGCUUCGUCGAUGUCGUUCGAGUGGACUACAAGUGGCCCAUGAAUGGCUGGCCCGAGGACAAGAAGCUCAAGAACAUUGGGCGCUGGAACCAACUGCGGCUGCAUGAGGGCAUCGAAGGAUUCAUGAUCCGGUUGCUGACGCAGGUCGGAGGGUGGUCGGUUGCUCGCGCUCAAGUCUUCCUCGCCGAGAUGCGGAAGGAGCUAAAGAACUACAAGACUCAUGCUUAUUUGCCCGUGACUGUGGUCUAUGGCAGGAAGCCGCUGGGUCCUUAGUCGACCUGCUACCGCGUUCUCACGCUUACACUUCCCUUCUCAAGCUAUGGUUUACGGUCGUACAUGUUUUGCUAAUGGCGUCUCCAUGGGACGCAAUCACGGUGCAUAAUCUCCCUUCGACGAUCCUUUGCCGGUUCGGGUUGUGCGUCUCUUAGGAGCAGGGAGCAGGGAGCAGGGAGGAGGGCGCAUGGAGCGGAAUUUGAUACCCUUUCACGAUGUGUAUUAGUUCGGAGCGGGUAAUGACAGCUUUGCAUUCUCCCGUAAUCCGGGCGUGAGAUACGUGAUCAACGAGAGGACCGCUCAGAAGAGCUGUUUCUCCACGUGAGCAAAAUUAAGCCUUACCGGGCGCUAGGCCUUGUGGUAGGACGUCUUGGGAGACAAAAAAAGCUGGGGCGGCUCCUUUUG